AUGUUAAAUGUUCUUAAAGGAGAACGCGUUCUUGUCAUAGAUUUUGGAGCAUUAUAUAAAACCAUUGGAUUAUGGAAAGAUGAAGAAGAGGAAGAUGAUAAUUCUAACCUCAUAACUAAGCAUUAUUGA
Messenger RNA from Paramecium sonneborni, 129 nucleotides. NCBI's taxonomy places the organism in Eukaryota, Ciliophora, Oligohymenophorea, Peniculida, Parameciidae. The record is from the annotation of a GenBank genome assembly.